GUCACCGAUGUGCCAUCCCAGGAAAGCCGCCUCUCAGAACAGGAACAUGAGUCGGCCAAGGCAGACAGUGACAAUGUCUUUCUCAUCAGGGCACAAGGAUUCCCCUUCUCCUGCACCGAGGAGGAUGUGCUUACGUUUUUUGAUAGCUGUAGAAUUCGAAAUGGUGAGAACGGCAUACACUUCCUCUUAAACAGGGAUGGGAGGCGCAGGGGGGAUGCCCUGAUCGAGCUCGAGUCCAAAGAGGAUGUCCAGAGAGCCUUGGAAAAGAACCUGAGGUACAUGGGCCCACGCUACGUGAAAGUUUUUGAAGUACACGACAGCGAUGUGGAGGGCUUGCUGCGGAGUCUGCGGGAUGAGUCACAGGCCAUGAAUGAUGGAGUGGUGCUACUCCGAGGCCUUCCGUUCAGCUCUACAGAGGAGGAUAUAGCAGAUUUUUUCUCAGGUUUGAAAAUAACAGAGAUCGUUUUCGUGUACCGGGGAGAGAGAAGAACAGGAGAAGCUUUUGUGCAGUUCGCAGCUCCCAGCAUGGCAGCCAAAGCCCUGCUGCGACACAGGGAGUACAUGGGCAGUCGGUACAUCGAGGUGUACGUCAGCAGAAAGCAUCACAUGCAAAGGCACAUGCCUUACGACAGGCAGCUGGUGGCCUACCCCCAGGCGAGACGAGACCACGAGCCACUGUCUGAACAGAGGGGAGCGGGCAGCACUGGGGGCUCCAACACAGAGAGAGAAAACAAUCUGGGCAGGGACAGAAUGGAAAGCUCCAGGCAGAGUUUGGAAUCUGCGAGUGUCUCAUCACCACUACACUUUGUCCACAUGAGGGGGUUUCCUGCCCAAGCAAGUGCCCAGGACAUCAUCAAUUUUUUUGCCCCGCUGAAGCCCACCAGGAUCACAGUGGAAUACAGCUGCCCUGGCGAGGCCAUGGGAGAAGCAGACGUGCAUUUUGCAAGCCAUGAGGACGCAGUGGCAGCGAUGGCCAAAGAGGGGUCGCAGCUGCUGUUUCCAAUUUCUACUAUUAUUGAAGACAAGAUAGAAUACAAUGCUUUUGAAAAAAGGGAAGCACUGAGCUUAGGUAGUGAUUUUUCUUCUCUACCUUUCCAGGCCAAAGCGAAGACAUUCCUUGGGUACAAGCAUGAAGAUGCAGGACGAGUGUCGCUGCUCAGCAAUGAGGAUGAACUGUAUAAACCCCUAGUUUACUAG
Messenger RNA from Merops nubicus (carmine bee-eater), 1197 nucleotides. RefSeq names its product G-rich RNA sequence binding factor 1 (gene GRSF1). The transcript has 8 exons. The annotation marks the transcript as partial. The record is from RefSeq and is a predicted model, not a curated record. Lineage: Eukaryota; Metazoa; Chordata; Aves; Coraciiformes; Meropidae. Gene Ontology annotation, cellular component: ribonucleoprotein complex; nucleoplasm. Gene Ontology annotation, biological process: regulation of RNA splicing. Gene Ontology annotation, molecular function: RNA binding.